Messenger RNA from Caenorhabditis sp. 36 PRJEB53466, 920 nucleotides. The record is from the annotation of a GenBank genome assembly. NCBI's taxonomy places the organism in Eukaryota, Metazoa, Nematoda, Chromadorea, Rhabditida, Rhabditidae.
AUGUCUAUGCUGCGAAGACCGCUAACACAACUUGAGUUGUGCGAAGAUGACAUUCAGUGGAUGUCGGAUCUUCUAACGAAGAAGGAAGAAGCGGCGAAGCCUGCAGAAAAGAUGGAAACCGACGAGCCGAUGGAUCAGAGUGAGCAGCCGAUCGGAAUAACUCGCAGAAAUCUCCGCUCGGCCGAUAAAAGUAAGAAAACAGCGAAAUGACUGAAUAAACGUUGGCAAAGCGGUUCCAGAAGCCAAAGAUGGAACCGGAACGAGCAGUGGAAGCAGCACUGGAUCUCAGAGCUCCAGAAAUGCACAGGUGAGCACUGAUCGCUUUUCGAAAGUUGACCGUGAAAUGGGCGUUGUAGACACAAUCCGUUGAACUUGCCCGAAUGUCAUUCACAGAAGUGCAGGUAUAAAAUGUAUUUUCUGACUUCAGAAUGGGUUAAUUGCGUUUAGUAGCUUACGAGAGUGAUGCUUUUGUCCUGUUCCCCCAUUUAUAGUUGUUCUUCUUCUCAUGAGAACUUUGGUUUUUUCUGCAGACGACUACAUCCGUGCACACGCCCGUUGCCACCUCGUCGCUCAGUCUAUCGACUCCAGUGAAUGCGACGGUAUCAUCAUCCAGUGACACGUAUGCGGCUCCACCGGCCAAUAGAAUCGGCCGUCUGGGGCGUCGUCCCCGCGCCUCAAGAGCUGGUGAUAUUGAGCCGCCGCUGCUGUUCAACGCGUACGAUACGCCGCAGCAGCCAGCAGGUAAUGACAGCGGCUCGCCGACACCUUCAGAUUCUCCGGAAUCACCGAACGCUCAUCUUUAUGGUACUGUAUCGGAGAAUUCUGUUCGGUUGGGCUCAGUAGCACUCUUUUCAGCCACUCCAAGCAAUCCGACCAGCAGAGAAGGCCCAUCGUCAAACACUCGAUCUCAGAGACAUUGA